CCUGCGUCCCCGCCCGCCCGCAGCCCGGGCUCUGGCAAAGCACCGCGCGCCUGGGGCGGCGGAGCGGACCUGCGCUCGGCUCUCGCACCGCCGGUGGCUGGAGGGCGCCGCGGAGAGGACGCAGACGCAGGAGACCAGCUGCGCACCUGGAAAGUUACCCGAGGUCCCAGGGCAGCAUGGGAAAUGGUUCAGUGAAACCCAAACAUUCCAAGCAUCAAGAUGGCCAUGCUGGGAAUCUCAGCACUGAUGCCCUUCGGAGCAAGGUGGUGGAGCUGGAGAGAGAGCUGAGGAGGAAGGAUGCUGAGAUCCAAGAGCGGGAGUACCAUCUGAAGGAGCUGCGGGAGCAGCUGUCGAAGCAGACUGUGGCCAUUGCUGAGCUCACAGAGGAGCUCCAGAACAAGUGCAUCCAGCUGAACAAGUUGCAGGAUGUGGUGCACAUGCAGGGAGGAGGCCCGCUGCAGGCCUCCCUGGAGAAAGUGCCUCUGGAGGUUCACCGGAAGACCUCAGGAUUGGUGUCUCUCCAUAGCAGGAGGGGAGCGAAGGCAGGAGUGUCUGCUGAGCCAACAACCCGGACCUAUGACCUCAACAAACCCCCUGAGUUUUCCUUUGAGAAAGUGAGAGUCAGAAAGGACUCCAGUGAGAAGAAGCUCAUUACUGAUGCCCUUAAUAAAAACCAAUUUCUGAAGAGACUGGACCCUCAGCAGAUCAAAGACAUGGUGGAGUGUAUGUAUGGGAGAAGCUAUCAGCAAGGCAGCUACAUCAUUAAGCAAGGAGAGCCAGGAAAUCAUAUUUUUGUGCUGGCUGAGGGUCAUCUAGAGGUGUUCCAAGGAGAGAAGUUGCUAUCAUCCAUCCCUAUGUGGACCACAUUUGGGGAACUAGCCAUUUUAUACAACUGUACAAGGACCGCCUCUGUGAAAGCUAUUACCAAUGUUAAAACGUGGGCAUUAGAUCGAGAAGUUUUCCAGAACAUCAUGAGGAGGACAGCCCAAGCUAGAGAUGAACAGUACAGAAACUUCCUCCGAAGUGUGUCCUUGAUGAAGAAUUUACCUGAAGAUAAACUAACCAAGAUCAUUGACUGCUUGGAAGUGGAGUACUAUGACAAGGGAGAUUAUAUCAUUAGAGAGGGUGAGGAAGGAAGUACCUUUUUCAUUUUGGCCAAAGGAAAGGUAAAAGUCACACAGAGUACCGAGGGUCAUGAUCAACCACAGCUGAUAAAAACACUGCAGACAGGAGAAUACUUUGGAGAGAAAGCUCUGAUCAGUGAUGACGUGAGGUCUGCUAACAUUAUUGCUGAAGAAAAUGAUGUUGCAUGCCUGGUGAUUGAUCGAGAAACAUUCAACCAAACUGUUGGGACAUUUGAAGAACUUCAAAAAUACCUUGAAGGGUAUGUGGCAAACCUGAACCGUGAUGAUGAAAAAAGACAUGCGAAGAGGUCCAUGUCUAACUGGAAGCUGUCCAAAGCACUCUCUCUGGAGAUGAUUCAGCUGAAGGAGAAGGUGGCCAGAUUUUCCUCCUCAUCCCCCUUCCAGAACCUUGAGAUUAUCGCAACACUGGGCGUUGGUGGGUUCGGAAGAGUUGAGCUUGUCAAGGUAAAAAACGAGAAUGUCGCUUUUGCUAUGAAGUGCAUAAGGAAGAAGCACAUAGUGGACACCAAGCAGCAGGAGCACAUCUACUCUGAGAAGAGGAUCUUGGAAGAGCUGUGUUCUCCGUUCAUUGUGAAAUUAUAUCGUACUUUCAAGGAUAAUAAAUAUGUAUACAUGCUUCUGGAGGCCUGCUUGGGUGGAGAGCUGUGGAGCAUAUUAAGGGACAGAGGCAGCUUUGAUGAACCCACCUCCAAAUUCUGUGUGGCUUGUGUGACAGAAGCAUUUGAUUACCUGCACCGACUAGGAAUUAUCUACAGAGACCUGAAGCCAGAAAACUUAAUUCUAGAUGCUGAGGGUUACCUCAAAUUGGUUGACUUUGGGUUUGCUAAGAAAAUAGGUUCUGGACAAAAAACAUGGACAUUUUGUGGGACUCCAGAGUAUGUCGCUCCUGAGGUCAUUCUCAACAAAGGACACGACUUCAGUGUGGAUUUCUGGUCCCUGGGAAUUCUAGUGUAUGAGCUCCUAACGGGCAACCCACCCUUUUCUGGGAUUGACCAAAUGAUGACCUACAAUUUAAUUCUCAAAGGAAUUGAGAAAAUGGAUUUUCCCAGAAAGAUAACAAGAAGACCUGAGGAUUUGAUUCGGAGGCUUUGCAGGCAAAAUCCAACAGAAAGACUGGGAAAUCUGAAGAAUGGAAUCAAUGACAUUAAGAAACACAGGUGGUUAAAUGGUUUCAAUUGGGAGGGACUGAAAGCACGGAAUCUUCCCUCGCCUCUACGAAGAGAGCUCAGUGGACCCAUAGAUCACAGCUACUUUGACAAGUAUCCUCCUGAAAAGGGAGUGCCUCCGGAUGAGCUGUCAGGCUGGGAUAAAGACUUCUGAUGCAGGAAAAGAUGGUUUUUGCUGAGACACCACAGAAGAGGACUAUAAGGAUCAAUAAUCCAACCCUGAUUUUUUCUCUCUUCACUCGAAGUAUUAUACUAUCCUUUGGAAGACCAUUAGGGAAAAGAAAUCUGCACAGGAGAUGGAGGACAGUGGUACUGAUGUGGUUCUGAAUUAUGUCUCUUUUGGAUGCUAUGAACUAUUCAUGUAUUCCCUUCCAUGUUUGUCUCAAAGGUGGAAGGAUAUCUCCUCCUUUCCACCAUCAGAACCAUUUUUGUUGAAGCAGCAUAGUUUUUUUUUUCUUUUACUGAAACCUAUUGCUCCUUCCCAAUCAUAGUUUUUUUCUUUUGAAUCCUAACAAGGUUUAACAAGUGUCUUGGUUUCUGAGCAUGUAAAUCAUACAAAGUGAGGGAAGAAUACAGUGAAUUUUGGAAGAUUUCCCCAGCACUCACCGAUUCCAUGUAUGCAUUGUGUCAUCGUAACAUGGUGGUUUGCAGAAAUCUUGGUAAUUCAUAGAAGCUCUUGACUUUCAUCUGAUUUUAACCUACAAACCUACUAAUAUGCUUCUGAUACUAGUCUGGGGAAAGGCAGGUUUGAGUAUUAUGAGUGACACUUCUUCCUAAAGCAAAUGAACCAAUUAAUCCAACCAGGUAAUUAUAUUAUAUUGGGGAACUUAGAAAAAAAUAAAUUAAAAAUAAUCUCUCUUUCUCCUUUGACCACUGUGAUACUUCAGAAAUUUUUUCAUAAACCUUGUUAAAAGUGGUUAUAGUGUAAUGUAUGAUUAAAGUAUGGGCCUUGAAAAGAUUUUAUCUUAGGUACUAAAAUAUUUCUCUACCAAAGUAGAAAAUAUGUAGAACAAAAUUCUGAAGACUUUUCCUUUCCUUUAAAGAUAAACAGAAUAAAAUCUAUUAAGGAUCUGGACUCUGAAACGCUGAAAGAAUUUUAGCCAAUUUUGAUUGUUGCCCCCAAAAAAGUAUAGAAUGACACUCAUCAAUUUUUACUGAGAAGUCCAUUGGCAAAUGUCAAUCUGCUGUACUCACUGUAGAGUUAACGGCUCAUUUUAAAGACAUCUGAAUCAUGGAUAUGUUUAUAAUUUUAACACAUGCAAUUGGAGAAGUGAUAAGAGACAUGGACGUAGCAUCUGGCCUCUUCCUGUCUCCUCCUGGAAAUCUUCCAAAGAAUGACUAGAAUACUUUUCAGUAGUGUUGGACACCAGUACCGAUGAACUUGACUAGUGAGUGUUUUCAUGUGUUGGCCAUGGUCACUCUCCUACCCUCCUUUCAAAAUAGAUGGGAAGCAGAGCUUUCUCUGUAUCUUUUAAUCUGACAUUUAAAAAAUCUAAAAUUCUACCAUUAUUCAAAUUUAUGGUUAUAUUUUUAUAUGAUAGUUGAUUAAAAACCAACCUCUACCCCCUCCACAUGCAUAUUUUCAUCAUUCAGAGUCAGCUGUAUGCUUGCUAAAGACUUGAUCCAGACAAGUGAGGUCCAGCUCAAGAGAGUGCAUCCUUCAUAAAUGAAUUUCCAGAUUCAGAGUCCUUUUGCUGAACCAAAGAGUUUUUGUUUCCUGGAGUAGUAUUUUUAAAGAUUGUGUAUUGUACAUAGAAGAAGCAUUUUUAAUAGGAUUGACAUAACCUGCUUAAAGAAUUUCUAAACUUUAUAAAAUAUUUUUAUUUGCAUUUUGUUUGUAUGUACUGUAUGUUUUCCAUGUAUAUAUUUUAACAUAACCAACAUAUAUAGGUAAGAAAUUUAUGUAUUGGAUAGAUUUUAGAACUGUACAGAUGUAAUAGCAAUGAUAUUCUCAAAGGAGAUCGAUAGUUAUAAUUUUUAAAACCCUACCUAUAUAAUGAUGAAAACCAACUUAGAAUACUACAGAUCUACUUUGCCCAUGAUUGGCCACAUCGUGUGUAAUCUCCACAUGUGAUUUUAUUGUUUCCUUUAGAGCACCUUAUAAAGACAAAAUAUAAGCACUUGACCCAUCAUAUAAUCUCACCUCCACUGUUUCCUAGCUGGGUGACUUUGGGAAAAUGAUUUACUUUUUUGAGUACCAGCUGUCUCACUUGUGGAAAAAGGCACAGUAAUACUUAUUUUAAAAGUCUGCUUUGGCCAUUAUAAAAAAUAUGCAGUCUUUUGUGUAGUAUCUGUGAAAUAAUCAAUGCUGCAUAGAUGUGAGCUACUAUUACUAUUUCUGUUAAAAUUAAAGAGGCCUUACCAACCAUUUAGUGGUGAACCUUAUGUAUUAGUGGUGUCUGUGUGCACAGUUGUAUCACUUAAAUCUAGUAUCUGUCCUUUCUUUGUCUGAAAUCUACAAGUAAAAUAGUUGAUCAAACUUCGAUGUGUAAAAUGAAGCAUAAAUCCUCAGUGAAGUGAAAUGCAUUAUUAAGCUAACCUAAAUAUUAAUUUUCAUAAAUUGAACACACACAGGAAAAUAAAUAUAAUUAUCCCCAUCUGUAUAAAUUCAUCAUAUUCCUAAUCAUUAAGUCAUUCUUAAUCUUUCUUUUCUAAGGUGGAAGAUUAAUUUUUCAUUCUUGAGCUUCUUCCAGGUGGGGACAACUUUUCAUAAUUAUAGUUUCUUAGUGUUUUCUCAGAAUAUUAAUUAUGUCUGGAGGGAAGAGAACAUAAUAAAGAAAAAUAAGAGAUUAAUAGUUAAAAAAAAUGAUCUGUGUUUGCAUUUUAGCUCUGCCCAGAUUUGCAUGGUUUUGAACAAUAAAACACUUCUUUAUGCA
Heterocephalus glaber (naked mole-rat) is the source of this 5187-nucleotide messenger RNA. RefSeq names its product protein kinase cGMP-dependent 2 (gene Prkg2). NCBI's taxonomy places the organism in Eukaryota, Metazoa, Chordata, Mammalia, Rodentia, Bathyergidae. The record is from RefSeq and is a predicted model, not a curated record. Gene Ontology annotation, biological process: protein phosphorylation. Gene Ontology annotation, molecular function: ATP binding; cGMP-dependent protein kinase activity.